Messenger RNA from Microthlaspi erraticum, 1476 nucleotides. The record is from the annotation of a GenBank genome assembly. Lineage: Eukaryota; Viridiplantae; Streptophyta; Magnoliopsida; Brassicales; Brassicaceae.
AUGUCAAACCAUCCGAAGAUCACAUGUGUAUCUUCGGCGCAUCAGAAUCUGGUGGAGAAGCUAAUGGAUCUUCAGCAGAGUUUCUGCCAUCUCCAGGCUGCGAGAAAGGAAGGACGCCUUAACGAUCAUGCACUCUUGGAAGCCCAAAUCUCUCAGAAUCUCCGUGAAUGGCAACACGAACUCAGCGCUCCUUCUCCGGAAUCCUCUCUUCUGGGUGGAAGUAUAAACCAAUUCUCAGAGGAAAUAGCUCGUCUCUUGAAACUAAACGACGAGGAAGAUGAUGCAACUAGUGCGUUAAAGGAACCAAAGCCUGACAACGGCUUCGCGCAAGGCUUGUGCUCUCCAGAAGCCUUGGAAUGGCCAGCUGAGACUUUUAGCCAGACUCCUUUCGACGAACAUUUCUUGAGUGGCUUCGAGGACGCUGUUAACAACGGCGAAGCACAUAGCCAGCAGCAACUCAACCAUUGUGGAUUUUCAGAGUUUGAUCCUACAGCUCCCGGAAACUUUGAUAUAACUUCUCAGCUGGAUUACCAUCUCUCAGAAAUGCGUCAGGAGUUCGACAACAACAGCCCUUCCGUGAAGCUUGACGUUUCCGAGGAGUUUGAAAACUACGCCGAGUUCACUACUCCAUCAAGCAUCCGUGUGCCUCCCUCUGCCUUUCUGGGACCAAAGUGCGCACUGUGGGAUUGCACAAGGCCUGCUCAGGGCUCUGACUGGUACCUGAACUACUGCAGUGACUACCAUGGGAAUCUAGCUCUCAGUGAAGGCUCCCCUGGCACAACACCUGUCUUGAGACCAGGAGGCAUUAGUCUCAAAGAUAAUCUACUGAUUGAUGCUCUUCGUGCAAAGACUCAUGAUAAGAAUGUUGGCAUCCCAGUUUGUGAAGGAGCUGUUAACACAAAAUGCCCUUGGAACGCAGCAGAGCUGUUUCAUCUUGAGCUUGUUGAAGGAGAAACGAUAAGGGAAUGGCUCUUCUUCGACAAACCGAGAAGAGCGUAUGAUAGCGGAACCCGAAAGCAAAGAUCACUUCCGGAUUACAGCGGAAGAGGGUGGCAUGAGUCAAGAAAGCAGCUGAUGAAAGAACAAGAAGGGCAGAAGAGAUCAUACUACAUGGAUCCACAACCUCCUGGUCCAUACGAGUGGCAUCUCUUUGAAUACCAGAUCAACGAGUCUGACGUGUGUGCCUUGUAUCGGCUUGAGCUCAAACUAACAAACGGAAAGAAGAGUCCAAAGGGAAAAGUUGGGAAAGACCCUCUCGCCGAUCUGCAGAAGAAGAUGGAGAAGAUGGGACAGUUGACACCUGAAGUGGCUUCAGCUGACAAACCUUCUCCUCCAACCAGAGGUCGUACAAAGGCAACCAAAGGAGUUAAGUCAGUAACAACAACCAAUCUAACUCAAGACGCAACGAUGCCUGCGACUAUAGCACCAAGUUAUGGCUCGAACGUUCAUACAAAUGAGCCAUCGUCACAUCAGUGA